Molecule: messenger RNA, 1053 nt
Organism: Microthlaspi erraticum
Lineage: Eukaryota; Viridiplantae; Streptophyta; Magnoliopsida; Brassicales; Brassicaceae
Source: the annotation of a GenBank genome assembly
AUGAUGAUGAAGAAGAAGACCGUUCUUGUGAUCAUAAACUGCAUAAUCCUAGCGAUUGGAAACUGUGGAGGCCCUCUAAUAGCACGUCUCUACUUCAGAAACGGUGGCAAACGGAUCUGGUUCUCAAGCUUCCUCCAAACCGCAGGCUGUCCAAUCAUCUUCUUCCCUCUCCUCUUCUCCUUCCUCCGCCGCCGUAAAGAAGAAGACGAAAAGACUCCAUUUUUCCUCAUAAAACCUCCUCUGUUCUUCGCCGCUAUCGUCAUCGGUCUGCUCACUGGCUUUGACAAUUACCUCUACGCUUACGGAUUAGCUUACCUCCCUGUUUCCACUUCUGCUCUCGUCAUCUCCUCUCAGUUAGCCUUCACUGCUUUCUUCGCCUUCUUCAUGGUGAAGCAAAAGUUCACACCUUUCACUGUAAACGCCGUCGUUUUGCUUACUCUCGGUGCCGGAAUCCUUGCCCUUCACACCGACGGUGACAAGCUAGCCAAUGAGACACACAAGGAGUAUGUCGUUGGCUUCCUCAUGACCGUUGCUGCAGCUAUCCUCUACGCCUUUAUAUUGCCGCUUGUGGAGCUUACUUACAAGAAGGCUCGUCAAGAGAUUAGCUACACGCUCGUGCUCGAGAUCCAGUUGGUCUUGUGCCUUGUUGCUACUUGCGUCUGCCUCGUGGGGAUGCUUGCUGAUGGAGAUUUCAAGGUGAUAGCAAGAGAAGCAAGAGGUUUUAAGCUUGGAGGGUCUUCUUAUUACUGUGUGGUGGUUGUGUUCACUGCCAUAAUAUGGCAAGGUUUUUUCUUGGGAGCUAUUGGGAUGAUCUUCUGUGCAUCCUCUCUGGUCUCUGGAAUUCUGAUCAGUGCUCUGCUUCCGUUGACGGAAGUCUUGGCCGUCCUUUUCUUCCGGGAGAAGUUUCAGGCGGAGAAAGGUAUCUCUUUGUUUCUCUCCCUAUGGGGAUUCCUUUCUUACUUCUACGGACAGAUAAAAUCUGAUAAGGAGAAGAAGGCCAAAGCUCAGGAGACACAACUGCCUCAGCUUCCAGUUACUGAUUCUGUAUCUUAA